Molecule: messenger RNA, 510 nt
Organism: Aureobasidium pullulans EXF-150
Lineage: Eukaryota; Fungi; Ascomycota; Dothideomycetes; Dothideales; Saccotheciaceae
Exons: 1
Cellular component (GO): mitochondrion
Source: RefSeq, a predicted model, not a curated record
CCCAAAGAAGAAGUCCAACCACAAACACGCACGGCACCCGAACCGCCCUCCCCCGAAUCUCUCCCCAAAACCGACAAAGAAGAAACGAUAGAAAAAGCUCGAAUAGUGUUUGGAUCCCGUCUGGCCGGGCCCGGCGAACGCAAAGAAGAAAUCGACGCCGCGAGUCAGAAUGUCGCUGGUGUGUUGGUACCGCCGAAGCCCACGGAGCCGGAUAAUUGCUGCAUGAGUGGGUGUGUGAAUUGCGUUUGGGAUAUCUACCGUGAAGAGUUUGAAGAGUGGGUUGGCAAGAGAGAUGCGGCGAGGGAAAAGAUACAGAUGCAGAGGAAGAGUCAAGGUAUGGAGGGAGAGGGUGUGAAUAUGCCUGCGCAUGUGGCAUCGAGUAUGGAUGAUGAUGGGGGUGGUAGUGAGGCUUUGUGGACUGAGGGAAGUGAGGAGAAGGAAAAGGAUCCUUUUGCCGAUGUGCCUGUGGGCAUCAGGGAGUUUAUGCGUACGGAGAAGAUGUUGAAGCAG